This is a messenger RNA of Andrographis paniculata, 1706 nucleotides long. RefSeq names its product aldehyde dehydrogenase family 2 member C4-like. Lineage: Eukaryota; Viridiplantae; Streptophyta; Magnoliopsida; Lamiales; Acanthaceae. The transcript has 9 exons. The coding region runs from base 74 to 1594 and encodes 506 amino acids. Gene Ontology annotation, molecular function: aldehyde dehydrogenase (NAD+) activity. The record is from RefSeq and is a predicted model, not a curated record.
CAGCAGCCUAAAGCUUCAUCUAAGAGAGAGAGAGAGAGAGAGAGAGAGAGAGAGAGAGAGGAGAGAGAUAGAGAUGGGUGGAGGAGGUGAAGUUAGCAAUGGGAUAAAUGGAGAGAAAUGGACGGUCAAGAUUCCUCAGAUCAAAUUCACUAAGCUCUUCAUUAAUGGACAGUUCCAAGAUUCCGUUUCUGGAAAAACCUUCGAGACCAUUGAUCCCAGGACCGAGGAAGUCAUAGCAAGUGUUGCAGAAGGCGACAAGGAGGAUGUGGAUUUAGCUGUCAAGGCUGCCCGUCAUGCCUUUGAUCACGGUCCCUGGCCUCGAAGUCCCGGAACUGAAAGGCGGAGAAUAAUGCUAAAGUUCGCGGACCUAAUCGACGAACAUCUCGAAGAGUUAGCGACAUUGGACGCCAUCGACGCUGCGAAUCUCUAUAGUCUCGGCAAGGGCUUGUACAUCCACAACGCCGCCGAGCUUAUCCGGUACUAUGCCGGCGCAGCCGACAAAAUCCACGGCGAGACCCUCAAAUUGUCGAGGGAAAUGCAGGGCUACACACUCGCCGAACCCAUCGGAGUCGUGGGACACAUCGUUCCAUGGAACUUCCCGACGCAAAUGUUUGUCAUGAAAGUCGGGCCAGCGCUAGCGGCCGGGUGCACGAUGGUCCUCAAGCCGGCCGAGCAAACACCUCUUUCGGCGCUUUACUACGCUCAUUUGGCUAAGCUUGCCGGAGUUCCCGAUGGGGUGAUUAACGUUGUGACGGGGUAUGGCCCGACGGUUGGCGCCGCUAUAAGCUCUCACAUGGACAUCGACAUGGUAAGCUUCACCGGCUCCACAGAAACCGGGCACCGUAUAAUGCAAGCGGCCGCGACGAGCAACCUAAAGCCCGUGUCACUAGAGUUGGGAGGCAAGUCGCCGUUUAUUGUCUUCGACGAUGCGGAUGUUGAUAAAGUCGCACCUCUUGCGCUGGUCGCUUGCUUCUAUAACCAAGGCCAAAUAUGUGUUGCGGGAACACGCACAUUUGUUCAAGAAGGGAUAUAUGAUAAGUUCGUCGCUCGAUUGUUGGAAGAAGUGAAGACAUGGGUUGUUGGCGACCCGUUGGAUCCAAAUGUCAAUCAAGGGCCACAAGUCGACAAGAAACAAUACGAAAAGGUUCUUUCGUGGAUCGACCGUGGGAAGAAAGAUGGAGCCACAUUGGUGGUUGGUGGCAAGGCUUAUGAUAGAAAGGGAUACUACAUCGAACCAACCAUAUUCACUAAUGUCACCGACGAGAUGAGCAUUGCCAACCAAGAAAUCUUCGGGCCCGUUAUGUCAAUCAUGAAGUUCAAGACGGUCGAAGAAGUCAUCGAGAGAGCCAACAAAACAAAGUAUGGAUUAGCGGCCGGGAUUAUGACGAACGAUCUCAACAUAGCAAACACUGUCUCAAGAUCGCUCAAGGCCGGCACUAUUUGGAUUAAUUGCUACUUUGGCUUCGACAAUGACUUUCCCGUCGGGGGAUACAAAAUGAGCGGUUUCGGGAAGGACAUGGGGAUGGAUGCCCUUAACAAAUACCUUCAAAUUAAAUCCAUAGCCACUCCAAUAUACAACUCUCCAUGGCUCUAAACUAUAUAUUCUAUGAUGUUCUUGUUUAAUAUCUUCACCUUGUUUCAUUUCAUCGUACCUUGGUGUGGAUAAUGAUCUUCGAUCAUUGUAAUAAAAUUUGGUUAUUUGUUUA